AUGGUGCCAGCUUCGACUACUACCAACUCUGCUGCUGCUACUGCACCUAUUCAGCUACCACUUAAUACGACCAGCACAUCAUUUGCAUCUUCCACUAACACACGUGCCGGGAGUGGCGGCGAUGGUGCUUUAUUAAACCGCUCUGCGCCUGAUCGCAAAACUAUUCAUAGUACAUUUCCUUCACGGCAGCAUCAAGCAUCUACGCCAACUGGUGAUUAUCGAGCAUCAACAAGAAAUCCAACGAGUAGUACAAUGGGUUUUAGUGAUGGCGAUAAUCGUCAUCAGCAACAGGCUGGUGGUGCUUCGAGCAUGAUUGGAGGGACAGGAAGUGGGGCUCAAUCAUUUUUAAGCAAGCUUUCAUCUAAAUUUGCACGAAGGUAACAUAACCGAC
Molecule: messenger RNA, 391 nt
Organism: Adineta ricciae
Lineage: Eukaryota; Metazoa; Rotifera; Eurotatoria; Adinetida; Adinetidae
Source: the annotation of a GenBank genome assembly